Geodia barretti is the source of this 1230-nucleotide messenger RNA. The record is from the annotation of a GenBank genome assembly. Lineage: Eukaryota; Metazoa; Porifera; Demospongiae; Tetractinellida; Geodiidae.
GGGCAACACGAUCACCGGCCACUACACCAACGGCACCGCCUUCAACACCUACGCGCCUUACGACCCCGAACUGGUCAAGACACUCCGCACCCACGACGUGCAGAUUGCCGCCGUUCCAAUCGACGAAGGCGGCCUCAGCAUCGUCGGCAUCCUGAUUCCUGGUUCCCGCUGCUCCUCUUCAUCGGCGUCUGGAUCUUCAUGAUGCGCCAGAUGCAGUCGGGCGGCGGCAAGGCAAUGGGCUUCGGCAAGUCGCGCGCGCGCCUGCUGACGGAGCGCCAGGGCCGGGUGACCUUCGACGACGUGGCCGGCAUCGACGAGGCCAAGCAAGAACUCGAAGAGAUCGUCGAGUACCUGCGUGAUCCGCAAAAGUUCCAGCGGCUCGGCGGCAGGAUCCCGAAGGGUGUGCUGCUGCUCGGCCCGCCCGGUACCGGCAAGACGCUGCUCGCGCGCGCCAUCGCGGGCGAAGCCAACGUACCCUUCUUCACCAUCUCCGGCUCCGAUUUCGUGGAGAUGUUCGUGGGCGUCGGCGCGAGCCGCGUGCGCGACAUGUUCGAGCAGGGCAAGAAGAACGCGCCGUGCCUGAUCUUCAUCGACGAGAUCGACGCGGUUGGCCGGCACCGGGGCGCAGGCCUCGGCGGCGGCAACGACGAGCGCGAGCAGACCCUCAACCAGCUCCUCGUCGAGAUGGACGGAUUCGAGGCCAAUGAAGGUGUAAUCCUGAUUUCGGCGACCAACCGGCCGGACGUGCUGGAUCCGGCUCUGCUGCGGCCGGGCCGCUUCGACCGCCAGGUCGUCGUGCCAAACCCGGACGUGCUCGGGCGCGAGAAGAUCCUCAAGGUGCACAUGCGCAAGGUGCCGCUCGCGCCGGACGUGAAGCCCCGCACGAUCGCGCGCGGCACGCCCGGCUUCUCGGGCGCGGACCUCGCCAAUCUGGUCAAUGAGGCGGCGUUGCUCGCGGCACGGCGCGGUAAGCGCGUCGUGACGAUGAUCGAGUUCGAAGACGCCAAGGACAAGGUCAUGAUGGGGGCCGAGCGGCGCUCCAUGGUGAUGACCGACGAGGAGAAGCGGCUUACCGCCUAUCACGAGGGCGGCCACGCGGUGGUGGCGGCUCACCUCGAAGCCUCCGACCCGAUCCACAAGGCCACGAUCAUCCCGCGCGGCCGCGCGCUCGGCAUGGUUGUCCGGCUGCCGGAGGGUGACCGCAUCUCGUCAGCCGCGAGAGUGGAGUAG